Molecule: messenger RNA, 1368 nt
Organism: Carassius carassius (crucian carp)
Lineage: Eukaryota; Metazoa; Chordata; Actinopteri; Cypriniformes; Cyprinidae
Gene: nitr2b
Product: novel immune-type receptor 2b
Exons: 8
Coding region: 154-1134 (326 amino acids)
Biological process (GO): response to bacterium
Source: RefSeq, a predicted model, not a curated record
GUUGAGAAGGAAGAUAAAUCUGUAACAGACUCUGCGUGAAAACCAACCUUGAUCUUAAAUUAAGUUUGAUAUUUCUAAUCCACUCAAUGUAAAUCUGCUGUCAGAUGAGUCACCCUAGAUGUUCUGAAUCAACCCAUUUAGAAUCUUCAAAAAAUGAUUAAUCAUUUUUUCAUCCUUUUGCUUUACCUUUUAAAAUGCAGCUCAGAAAAUGUAGAUGCAGCUGCUCAGAAUCAUCUGAAGAUUGUUCAAGCUGGAGACAAAGUUACCUUCACCUGUUUUUAUCCAAAAGAGUUAAGAACCACUGUUGUUUGGGUCAAACAAAAAGCUGGAGAGAAACCCCUUUCAAUUGCUUCAUCAUAUCAAGCUUUAGCUGUCGUGUUUGAAAAUGGCUUUGACAAACAUAAUCGCUUUUCUGUAGCAAAAGAUGAUAGCAGUUUUAAUCUGAGCAUUACCAAUGCAAAAGAAUCAGACACUGCAACAUACUAUUGUGCUAAAUUUAUAUAUCAGUUCAUAUUUGAGGAAGCUACUGAUCUCAUUGUUAAAGACAGAGAACUGAACAUGCAGUCUGAACAUAAGACACCUAUCACAGAUCCAGUGCAUCCAGAAGACUCUGCAGUGGCGCUGCAGUGCACUGUCCUCACUCAGAGCUGUGCAGGAGAACACAAUGUCUACUGGUUCAGACGUGAAUCUGGAGAAUCUCCUCCAGGAAUUAUAUUCACUCAGGAGCGCAGGAACGCUCAAUGUGAGAGGAGAUCUGAUGUGAACUCUACUGCACACAAAUGUAUCUACAGCCUGCCCAAGAGGAAUCUCAGUCUCUCUGAUGCUGGGAUUUACUACUGCGCUGUGGCCGCAUGUGGAGAGAUACUGUUUGGAGAUGCAAGAAAACCGGACAUGCCAGGUUUUCAGGAACCUUGGAGUAUAAUUGCCCUGAUUUUAGGAACUUUAAACUGUUUAUCAGUGAUUGUGAUCAUAUUUCUGUGCACACAGCUGUACACGCAGCUACAAAAAGAUAAGACUCAGAAUAUUCAGAUUGGUCAUUUAAUGGAUGAAGAAAGAGAAGCACUGAAUUAUGCUGCUUUGAGCUUUCAACAGAAGUCCAGCGCCAGAAGACCCAGAGAAAAGCAUACAAGAUAAUUGAAUAUUUGCACAUGAGAAAUCUAUGCAUUUUACUAGAAAUAAAUUCUCUGUUGUUUACAAAAAGUGCUUUAAUUGAUAAUGAUUACUCAAGUGCUAUUAGAUUACUACAGUGGUAAAAUUAUGUUUUUAAUACUUAAAAAUUUCACAUUCAAAAGCAUUUUACUUGCUGUUUCUAUUACCUAAUUAUAAAAAUUUACUACAAAUUUCUGAGAGAUAAAUUGUUUCUGAAAA